Messenger RNA from Lagenorhynchus albirostris (white-beaked dolphin), 2494 nucleotides. It is a transcript of the gene TRMT5, whose product is annotated as tRNA methyltransferase 5. The record is from RefSeq and is a predicted model, not a curated record. Gene Ontology annotation, biological process: mitochondrial tRNA methylation; tRNA N1-guanine methylation. NCBI's taxonomy places the organism in Eukaryota, Metazoa, Chordata, Mammalia, Artiodactyla, Delphinidae. Bases 537 to 1859 code for a protein of 440 amino acids. The transcript is spliced from 5 exons. Gene Ontology annotation, cellular component: cytoplasm; mitochondrial matrix.
GGGCUGCCUGGCAGAGACAAACCAGCCGGGCUCAGCGUCCACGAUCCCCCAGGGCGCCUCCAUGCUGCUCACUGGCCGACUACCCAGUCCAUCUACAAGCUACUACCCCAGCCCUCCCGUCGGGUAGUCGCGCCGAAGGCGGAGCUAUGUCCCAGCCCUUCCGGGUUCCCGUACCUCACCAGGGCCGGGAAGAAAGGAGGAAUCGACGUGAUCUGAUGACGCUCGCCCCUCGGCGGCGAACAUUGAUGGUGUCAUCGAGGGCCCGCCCACCCGCCGGCGACCCAUUUCCGAGCUGCACCAGAGCAUGAGGUGAGGGUCUGGUCUUGGAGCCAGCUGCUGGGCGACGCAGAGAAAUGAGAUGGUGACGUUGGAUCUUAUGGAGGCCAUUUGGAUUCUCAAGAAGAAUUCUCAAAGUGGAAAGCUGUAGAAUAACUGAAGCAGAAUCAUUGAGUCCACUAGCUUGGGCAUCACUGAUACAGAAGCUUAGCAGAACACCUGGUAUUUUCUUGUUGGCUCAAAGAAAAAUAUUCUCAACCAUGCCUGAAAUAGAAACGAAUCAGAGAGACUCUGAAUUGUUUUCACCCCCCUCUGAAGUUCGAGGAAUGACAGAACUUGAUAGAACAGCUUUUAAAAAGACAAUCAUCAUCCCGGUGCUUAAAGUGAGGAAAGAAAUAGUCAAUAAAUUGAUGCGAUCCCUUAAAAGGGCAGCACUGCAGCGCCCAGGCAUAAAACGUGUGAUUGAAGAUCCAGAAGAUGAAGAAAGUAGACUAAUUAUGUUGGAUCCCUAUAAAAUGUUUACUGAUGAUUCCUUUGAGAAGGGAGAACUCAGUAUUUUAAAGCAGCUGAAUGUCAAUCCACAGAUAUCUAAAUAUAACUUGGAACUAACUUAUGAAAACUUUAAGUCAGAAGAAAUCUUGAAAGCUGUGCUUCCUGAAGGUCAAGAUGUGACUUCAGGGUUUAGCAGAGUUGGACAUAUUGCCCACCUGAACCUUCGAGAUCAUCAACUGCCUUACAAGCAUUUAAUUGGCCAAGUUAUGAUUGACAAAAAUCCAGGAAUCACCUCAGUGGUAAAUAAAAUUAAUAACAUUGAUAAUACCUACCGAAAUUUCCAAAUGGAAGUGCUAUCUGGAGAGGAGAAUAUGAUGACCAAGGUUCGAGAGAACAACUACACUUAUGAAUUUGAUUUUUCAAAAGUCUAUUGGAAUCCUCGUCUCUCCACAGAACACAGCCGUAUCACAGAACUUCUCAAACCUGGGGAUGUCCUAUUUGAUGUUUUUGCUGGGGUUGGGCCCUUUGCCAUUCCAGCAGCAAAGAAAAACUGCACUGUAUUUGCUAAUGAUCUCAAUCCUGAAUCACAUAAAUGGUUACUACACAAUUGUAAAUUAAAUAAAGUGGACCAAAAGGUGAAAGUCUUUAACUUGGACGGGAAAGACUUCCUCCAAGGACCAGUCAGAGAAGAAUUAAUGCAGCAGCUGGGACCACUGUCAAAAGAAAGAAAACACUCUGUGCACAUUGUCAUGAACUUGCCAGCAAAGGCUAUUGAGUUUCUCAGUGCUUUCAAAUCACUCUUAGAUGGACAGCCAUGCGGCAGUGAGCUUUUUCCCAUUGUGCACUGUUACAGCUUUUCCAAAGAUGCUAAUCCUGCUAAGGAUGUUCAGCAACGAGCUGGAACUGUGUUAGGCAUCUCCUUGGAGGCAUGCAGUUCAGUUCACCUAGUAAGAAAUGUGGCCCCUAACAAGGAAAUGUUAUGCAUCACUUUUCGGAUUCCUGCUGCUAUACUUUACAAGAACCAGACCCUAAAUGGAGACAAUCAUGAAGAUCCACCUAUUAAACGCCAGAGGACGGAUAAAGACUCUUAGGAAGAAAAAACACAAAUUGCUUCAGUCACUUAAUUGGAAAUAUUUUCUCCAGCUCCCCACUAGACCUUUAUGUAGUGAAAUAUCAUUUGUAUGAUUUCUAUAUUUUAGCAUUCAGUUACUUUAGUAUUGAACCCUUAUAUUUUGCCCUAGCUGUCUUAUAAAUUGGGGAUUAUCAAAUUAAAAUUUAAAUAAGUCUACUAAAUAAUUUUUAUGUUAUAAUUAUAAUUUUAUCAUCAAAUAUAUCUAAUAUUUUAUUAGAUAAAUAUAUUUAAAUAUUAUUGUCUUUCUCUUGGGAAAAUAGUUUUUGAAGGUAGGAUAAUUGCGUGCUAACUAGGAAAGAACUAAUCAUUUUACAGUUAUCCUUAGUUGAAGAGUGUAGCUAAGUUUUAUAUAAGUACUCCUACACUAUUACUAUAAAAGUACUAACAAAUGAGAUUAUUUAGAUCAGAGAUAGGCAGACUCUGUCCAGCAGGCCAAAUCUGGUCCACCACCUGUUGUUGUAUGGCAAGUGACCCGAGAAUGGUUCUUACAUUUUUAAAUGGUUGAAAAAGAAUCAAAAGAAUAAUAUUUUGUGACAUGAAAAUUAUAUGAAAUUUGAAUUUCAGUGUCCAUAAAUAAAGUUUUAUUAGAACACA